Molecule: messenger RNA, 3330 nt
Organism: Asparagus officinalis (garden asparagus)
Lineage: Eukaryota; Viridiplantae; Streptophyta; Magnoliopsida; Asparagales; Asparagaceae
Product: probable LRR receptor-like serine/threonine-protein kinase At4g26540
Exons: 2
Coding region: 9-3239 (1076 amino acids)
Biological process (GO): protein phosphorylation
Molecular function (GO): protein kinase activity; ATP binding; protein binding
Source: RefSeq, a predicted model, not a curated record
AACCUCCAAUGCCUCCAUUCAUUCUCCUCCUCACAAUAACGUCUGUUUUCUUUCCUUUCUCAUUCUCCAUUGAUGACCAAGGCCUAGCUCUUCUCUCAUGGAAAAAGACACUCAACACCUCCUCAAACCUUCUCAACUCAUGGAACCCCUUAGACAAAAAUCCAUGCAACUGGUUUGGAGUCUCAUGCAACAAGAACUCAGAGGUUGCCAGCCUCACAUUCAAAUCAAUAGACCUCCAAGGCCCAUUGCCUUCAAACUUGCAACCUCUCACUUCACUGAACUCAUUAGUCCUCUCUGAAGCCAAUAUCACUGGCUCGAUACCGAAGGCAUUUGGUGAUUACCGACAACUUACUUCUAUUGAUCUUAGCAAGAACCAAAUCUCCGGAGAGAUUCCAACAGAAUUAUGCAAGCUUACCAAGCUUGAAUCAUUGUCUCUCAACUCAAAUUUUAUCCAAGGAACCAUUCCUUUUGAUAUCGGAAAUUUGUCAAGCCUGACUUAUCUAACUCUAUAUGAUAACUAUAUCAGUGGAGAAAUCCCGUCGAGCAUUGGAAAGUUGACGAAGCUUGAAGUGUUCAGAGCUGGUGGCAAUCAAAAUUUGAAAGGAUCAUUGCCUUCAGAGGUUGGUAACUGCACCAACCUGCUAAUGUUGGGCCUUGCAGAAACUAGUAUCUCUGGUUAUCUCCCUUCUACGAUUGGGAAGCUGAAGAAGAUUCAGACUAUUGCUAUAUACACUGCUCUUCUCUCUGGUUCAAUCCCAAAAGAGAUUGGCAACUGCACUGAGCUUUCAAAUUUGUAUCUGUAUCAGAAUUCGUUAUCAGGAUCGAUUCCACCUGAGCUCGGAGGUCUUGUGAAUCUUCAGACUCUGCUACUAUGGCAGAAUAGCUUGGUGGGUUCUAUUCCAGCUGAAAUCGGAAAUCUCAAGGAGGUAAAUCUCAUUGAUUUGUCUCUCAAUCUUCUUUCGGGGUCUAUACCGAAAACUAUUGGCAAUCUCCCAAAGCUUCAGCAACUUCAGCUGAGUACUAAUCAGCUCUCUGGUCAUAUUCCUCCCGAGAUUGCCAACUGCUCAACACUAACCGAUAUUGAAGUCGAUAACAACAACCUCUCCGGUGAGAUUGAUAUCGAUUUCAAGAAGCUGCCAGGUCUCACGUUGUUCUAUGCUUGGAAGAACAGAUUGACUGGAAAUAUUCCAGUUAAUCUCUCAGAAUGUCAGAAUCUCCAAUCUCUUGAUCUCUCUUACAACAACAUGACAGGUCCAAUACCAAAACAGCUACUUGGGCUACAAAAUCUCACCAAGUUAUUGGUUCUGUCUAAUGAGCUCUCUGGAUUCAUACCACCAGAGAUUGGCAACUGUACAAAUCUUUUCAGGCUAAGGCUGAACCAGAACCGUCUAUCUGGAUCGAUACCUGCAGAGAUUGGAAUGUUAAAGAAUCUGAAUUUUCUUGAUUUUAGCAGCAAUCGACUCGUCGGUCAGAUCCCUCCAUCGUUGUCAGGCUGUGAAAAUCUCGAAUUCCUUGAUCUUCAUUCAAAUGCCCUUGGUGGAGCUUUGCCAAGUUCACUUCCGAAAUAUCUACAAGUCAUCGACAUCUCAGAUAACAUGCUCAGUGGCCCAUUAGGGCCCGCCAUCGGGUCACUGGCAGGGCUGACAAAGUUUGCUGCAGGGAAAAAUCGGUUCUCUGGCAGAAUUCCCUCAGAGUUCAAGUUCUGUACUAAACUCCAACUGUUAGAUCUUGGCGCCAAUACAUUAUCCGGUGAGUUACCAGCAGAGCUCGGCCAAUUGCCAGAGCUCGAAAUCUCUCUCAACCUCAGCUGCAACAGUCUCUCUGGCGCAAUUCCAUCACAAUUCUCAGGUCUUAGCAAGCUCGCAAUCCUCGACAUUUCCCGCAACAAUCUCAGAGGCAAUCUCUCUCCUCUCGCUAAUCUCGAGAAUCUCGUCACCCUGAACAUUUCCUUCAACAGCUUCUCAGGCGAACUGCCAGAUUCGCAAUUCUUCAGGAAGCUUCCCAUUUCUGCCCUCACCGGAAACCAUGGGCUGUUCAUCUCUUCUGGGCCCGCAUCAGACACGGGUACGAAAGCAGCUCCAAUGUCAGCUCUAAAACUAGCCAUAUCAAUCUUAGCGAGUGUCGGUGCAAUAUUGGCGUUGAUGGCUGCGUACGUGUCUAUUCAUGAUCGAAUAACUCCCAAGAGAGACGAAAAUGGUACAUGGGAAGUGACAUUGUACCAAAAGCUAGAUUUCUCGGUUGAUGAUCUCGUUCGAAGGUUGACAUCAGCCAGUGUCAUUGGGACGGGGAGCUCUGGUGUAGUUUACAGGGUCGACUUACCAACAGGCGUCACCUUGGCGGUGAAGAAAAUGUGGUCAGUAGAGUCAUCACAAGGGACAAGUGCAUUUCAUAAUGAAAUUUCAACGCUAGGCACAAUUCGACAUCGAAAUAUCGUGAGAUUAUUAGGUUGGGCAGAAAAUGGGAGUACAAAACUUUUGUUCUACAAUUACUUGGUGAAUGGUAGUUUGAGCGGAUUCCUACACCGGGGUACGAAGGGAUCUGGGGAUUGGGAUGUCAGAUAUGAUAUUGUAGUAGGACUAGCAAACGCUAUCGCAUAUUUGCAUCAUGAUUGUGUGCCUGCAAUCUUGCACGGAGAUGUUAAAAGUAUGAAUGUGCUGUUGGGGUCGAGACUUGAAGCGUAUCUGGCAGAUUUCGGGUUGGCCGAGGUUUUGAAUGGUGGUUAUAGCAGUGAUAUGAAAGUGAAGAUUAAGGGCUCGCCGAAGAUUGCAGGAUCUUAUGGCUACAUCGCUCCAGAACACGCUUCAAUGCAAAGGAUCACAGAAAAGAGCGAUGUCUACAGCUACGGUGUAGUCCUGCUCGAGGUUCUAACAGGUAGACAUCCAUUAGACCCAUCACUGCCAGGAGGAACACAUCUAGUUCAAUGGGUUCGCGAUCACUUAGCAAACGAAUGUGAUCCGACGGAUCUCCUUGACUCAAGACUACAAGGUCGACCAGAGUUUCACAUACAAGAGAUGAUUCAAGCAUUGGCCAUCUCGGUAUUGUGCGUGAGUGCUAGGCCUAAUGAGAGGCCUACGAUGAAGGAUGUCGUUGCAUUGCUUAAAGAGAUCAGACGAUCGGUUGUUGAUGAGGAGAAGGCACCAUCAGCUAGUUUUACUGCUAAAUCUCCUGCUCGGGAUGUGGAUUUGGAGGGUUCUUCGACUUGUUCAUUUGCUACGUCAGAUUGUUCUAGCCGAAAUUAGCAAGGAAAUUGGAGCUUUUGCUUGCCCUUGUAAAUCUCAAGUUAAUAGAAAUAUAGCAAUGUAUCUCUUGAAAGAGAUUUUGGAUGUAUAG